This is a messenger RNA of Phaedon cochleariae (mustard beetle), 998 nucleotides long. Lineage: Eukaryota; Metazoa; Arthropoda; Insecta; Coleoptera; Chrysomelidae. The record is from the annotation of a GenBank genome assembly.
GGGCAAGGCAGGAAUGACAGGUUUCAGAGAGAAAUUUCCUUCAAACUGGCAGAUUACCAGGGGAUAAAAAAACGACAGGCAGUUUUCAAAUCAUGAUUCAAACAAUGCGCAAAUGAUUGAACCUAUUAUUCAAUCAGCCAAGUGCAUACUAAAUUUUUGUCUGUGAUAGCUGGAGGUGAACAAAAAUAUGGUAGCAGUACUUUCUAGAAUCUUAGCAUUUACCAAUCGCCACCCAGUCGUGAGGGGUAUGCUAUCUUAUGGAACGAUGUGGCCAACCUCUUGUAUCAUCCAGCAAACUAUAUCUGGAAAAACUUGGGAAAACUAUGACUGGAUGCAUGCUUUUAGAUUCAGUUUAUAUGGAGGUUUAUUCACAGCACCAACACUAUAUGCUUGGAUAAGAGUAUCUACAAUGAUAUGGCCAGGAGCAAAUUUGAGAACUGCAAUAACUAAAGCUGUAGUAGAACAGUUCACUUAUGGACCAGCUGCUUUGGUUUGCUUCUUUUUUGGAAUGAGUCUUUUGGAAGGAAAAGGUAUAAAUGAAGCUAAACAAGAAGUAGCUGCCAAAGUCUUUCCCACAUGGAAGGUGGGUGUAUGUGUCUGGCCAAUUUUACAAACCAUAAACUUUUGUUACAUAGCAGAAAAAAACAGGGUACCAUAUGUGAGUGCCUGUAGUCUUGUAUGGUGCUGCUUUUUGUCCUAUAUGCAGCAGUUGGAGAUUGAAAAAAGAAAACUGAAACUUUCAAAUAUACAAAAUUGAUCCUGUAGUACCUACAUGGAAGUUUAGCUCAAUUUAUUUAUCAUGGUUUAUUCAGUUUUAUGCAUAUUGAAUAUUAUUUGGAGCUUAAAUCACAUUUUGCAGAAUGCAUAAAUCUGAUAAACCUGUGAAAGUAAUAGGAUUUUUAAAUUGUUACAAAUUAUAUUUUUAUGAUUGUUAUAUAGAUCUAUAAAGAAACUAUAUUUUUGGAACUUACUCCUGUGAUAAAGACAACAAAACAAUU